CCAGGCAAAUCAUGCAUGUUCCCGAUGCUGCCACUGGAGUUGAUGAAACAGAUUCAACGCUAUCCGCUGGUGAUUCAGAUCUACCGCAAAAAUCGAGAGAGCCAGUAUGAUUUGGUUGGAGGAGCAAAAGUGAGACUUGGCCCAGACUUCGAAGAUCUGAUUAUUGAAGCUGGUGAAGAAGAUACACAACUUCCUAUUUCAAACAUAUUGGACAGUGAACUGCCAGUGAAGGAUAUCUUUGGAGUUCCGAUUGGAAAAAUGAACCUUUUCUUACGCUUAUCAUGCUAUGGGGUGACAAUUGUCAAUCAGUUUCAGCUGAUAGGUGAGAAUGGCGAGUAUAUGUUCAGAAACGACAGAAAAGAUAACACUUUGCAGGCUCAGAAGCAGAGAGAUUUCUUAUUCGGGCAAGAGCCUUAUACCACAGCGAAGCUCGUUGACCCGAACAAUGCACGAGAUUUGAAACCAAUUAUUGCAACAGAAGAGAAUGUACUUCCUAUCACAGGUGCCGAGCAGUUUCAAGGAGGAGAGCAGGGAUUCAAUACAUUCCCAGCUCGCCAGGUGAACCCAAACGCGAGAUUCAAAUUUGUAAAUCGUGCUGGAGAACUCAAUGACUCAGUUCCCAGACAUUUCAAUCCUAACUGGUUGAAGAAAACACCCAGCAAUGUGGAGCAUAAUGAAGAUGGAAUCCCACGUGAUAAAGAUUUCGAGAAAUUGGCUUGGAUUGAAGCACUUUCCAAGAUCAAAGAUCUUUUUCUCAAUGAUGAUCCUAGAGUGGAAAACGAAAGAAGAUCUUGUUGUAAUGACUGCUGUGGUGCGAAGAAUGAUUCCAUGGGAGCUAAACGUAAAUUCCCUAGACUACCAGAAAGUAUACCUUUUCCCAUUAAAAAUAAUAAUGAUGCUGGAGAUAUACAAACAUGUUUUUUUGGGCCUUUCAAACGCGGUGCGAAAGAAUACAAAGAACCUGGAGAAACCAAGGAACCUGAAGAAACCAAAAGGUAUCUUCCUGGAUUAUCGCCCGAAGAAGCUCAUCUUCGUCAUUCAACUGAUGAACCUGGAAUAUUACAAAAAAUUGUAUCUUACAGUCCUAUAUCUUGGCUCUUGAACAAUAUCUCUGAUGAACCCAUUGAUGCUGAGACUUUGGCUUGGGCCCUGGCCAUAAAGCUUUUUUCCAAUGCCCUGCCUGAUCCCAACUCUGAGAGGAGAGAUGAUAAAUCAUACACUGGAGGCUCGAAUAAGUAUUCGAAAAAAGACCAUGAACGUGUCGUCAAGCUACCAAACAGCAUACCACUUACAAACGAUGAUGGGAUGGGGAUAAGUAAAUUUGCUUUCGAAUCGUCCAAAUAUCCCAAUGAUUGGAAUAGGACUGGAAAAAAAGAUGAUCAUGAAUGUUUUUUUGAGAGUAUGCAUAAGCGUCAAAAAGCAUAUCCAUCAAUUUCUAAAUUUUCCAGCUCACCAUGUGAGAUGAACGUGGCUAGUAGCUCAGACAGUAACAAUAUCAAAGUUGGGGCUCCAAGUAGCAAGGAGAAAGUUGAUUUGAGCGUAGAGGGUCAAAUAGACCAUAAAGAUAGUAAAACGGAGAAGCCAAUUCCCGAGUCUCAAACUAUGACAGAAAAAGCUCUGGAAUUGAAAUCGGAAUCAUUCAACAGAGGAGAUCAAUCUAGUCUUCAUGCGGUUGAAGAAAAACCAAUAAACCAUCUUGAAUUUCCAAAUAUAUUGGUCCCAAGGUCACAAAAAGUGAAAUCUGACAGUACAUUGACGAAAAGUUCAAGAGGUAAAAUGAGACGGAAAGAUAGCGCUGAAAUGUUCAUGGAGUAUAAAGGAAAACUGGCGAAGAAAAUUGUAGAGAGGAAAGUAGACUCUCCAACAACAAGGAUGAGGAAGAAAUACAUGAGCAUCUACAAGUACACGGAUGGAAUGUAUCCCGGAAUUAAUGUAGGUCAUAGACAUUGUGCACAUCUCAGUAGAAAUGUCCCGAAAUCGAUGGGAUGGCUUUGGAAUACGGCCGACAGUGGUGAUGGGCUAAGAAAACGCCGAGGCUGGAAACCAGGCGCCAUUAACAAAACUAUCGCCAACAUGAUCAAGAUGACGAAGGUGGCGGCGGGCAUCGAGGUGGCCGUUGAGGAGGAGCGACCAAAGGGCCCGAAGGUGGUGCGCAAAGUACGACGACCGAUAUCGGCCGGCAGCGGCACGACAGCGACCAGCGAACAGCACGACGAUGACGAAUACUACGACACGAGUCCACUGCCGCCGACGCUGCACGUGCACAAGAAGGACGGCGUCUACUUCAUCUCGAUGAAUCCGCUGCGACUGGAGGAUGAUGACGACGAACAGGUUCCGCUCAUGUUCAAGAUCGACGCCGAUCCGUCGACCUCCUCGUCAGAGUCGUCGCUCGAGAUAGAGUGCACUGCGCCUGGUGCGCUGCGUCGGCGUCAGAUCAAACCUCCCCCAGUUUGUCAAGACAAGCAGACUGCAACCGAAGAUGUUUAAUGAGAACAAAUCAAUCGAGGAAAUUAUCAUUGGUUGUAGAUGGAGCUGUUUUUGAGUGAAUAGUCAUGAUGAAAUUAUUUUCAAUAACAUAAAAACCAUAGAGAAAAAAAUUGGAGAUUAUUUUGAUGUUUGAUAACUGUUUCCAACACUUCAUCAAUAUAAAGCUGACCUCAAUGUGAUUUAAACAUAAAUAGCAGUGGAUUUGUCAAAUAUUGAAUUCAAUUAGUAUGUUGUUUGUAUUAUUCAUUUUUUUUCAUAGUAUCCUAUGAAACAACCAUUUGGUGAUACAAAUUGAAAAGGAGAUCUUGAACAUGAUUCAACAAUCUGGAAUUAGUUUUCUCUGUCUCCCUCUGCUGAUAGUGAUUUCGGUUUCAAUUAAAAAUCACUGGAAGAGAGUUUUCACCCAAUAGAGAGUUAAUUUAAGCUUUAAUUGAACUUGGAUGUUGAUUUUUCGAAUCAACAAG
This is a messenger RNA of Nilaparvata lugens (brown planthopper), 2951 nucleotides long. RefSeq lists its product as uncharacterized. The transcript has 4 exons. Lineage: Eukaryota; Metazoa; Arthropoda; Insecta; Hemiptera; Delphacidae. Bases 16 to 2487 code for a protein of 823 amino acids. The record is from RefSeq and is a predicted model, not a curated record.